Procambarus clarkii (red swamp crayfish) is the source of this 1317-nucleotide messenger RNA. The record is from RefSeq and is a predicted model, not a curated record. NCBI's taxonomy places the organism in Eukaryota, Metazoa, Arthropoda, Malacostraca, Decapoda, Cambaridae.
AUGGUGGAGAGUAAGGUUAGAGCCGUCACCAGCGCCGCCCCCGCCAACCGUCACCAGCGCCGCCCCCGCCAGCCGUCACCAGCGUCACCCCCGCCAGCCGUCACCAGCGCCGCCCCCGCCAGCCGUCAACAGCGCCGCCCCCGCCAGCCGUCACCCCCGCCAGCCGUCACCAGCGCCACCCCCGCCAGCCGUCACCAGCGCCGCCCCCGCCAGCCGUCAACAGCGCCGCCCCCGCCAGCCGUCACCAGCGCCAUCCCCGCCAGCCGUCACCAGCGCCGCCCCCGCCAGCCGUCACCAGCGCCGCCCCCGCCAGCCGUCACCAGCGCCGCCCCCGCCAACCGUCACCAGCGCCGCCCCCGCCAGCCGUCACCAGCGCCGCCCCCGCCAACCGUCACCAGCGCCGCCCCCGCCAGCCGUCACCAGCGCCGCCCCCGCCAGCCGUCACCAGCGCCGCCCCCGCCAGCCGUCACCAGCGCCGCCCCCGCCAGCCGUCACCAGCGCCGCCCCCGCCAGCCGUCACCAGCGCCGCCCCCGCCAGCCGUCAACAGCGCCGCCCCCGCCAGCCGUCACCAGCGCCGCCCCCGCCAGCCGUCACCAGCGUCACCCCCGCCAACCGUCACCAGCGCCACCCCCGCCAGCCGUCAACAGCGCCGCCCCCGCCAGCCGUCAACAGCGCCGCCCCCGCCAGCCGUCAACAGCGCCGCCCCCGCCAGCCGUCACCCGCGCCGCCCCCGCCAGCCGUCAACAGCGCCGCCCCCGCCAGCCGUCACCCCCGCCAGCCGUCACCAGCGCCACCCCCGCCAGCCGUCACCAGCGCCGCCCCCGCCAGCCGUCAACAGCGCCGCCCCCGCCAGCCGUCACCAGCGCCAUCCCCGCCAGCCGUCACCAGCGCCGCCCCCGCCAGCCGUCACCAGCGCCGCCCCCGCCAGCCGUCACCAGCGCCGCCCCCUCCAACCGUCACCAGCGCCGCCCCCGCCAGCCGUCACCAGCGCCGCCCCCUCCAACCGUCACCAGCGCCGCCCCCGCCAGCCGUCACCAGCGCCGCCCCCGCCAGCCGUCACCAGCGCCGCCCCCGCCAGCCCUCACCAGCGCCGCCCCCGCCAGCCCUCACCAGCGCCGCCCCCGCCAACCGUCACCAGCGCCGCCCCCGCCAGCCGUCAACAGCGCCGCCCCCGCCAGCCGUCACCAGCGCCGCCCCCGCCAGCCGUCACCAGCGCCGCCCCCGCCAACCUUCAGCGCCGCCCCCGCCAACCUUCACUUGAAGGACAACGUUCCGCCUGGCCUCAAGGCAACUGUGGUGUAAGUGGACUUUCUUAA